Molecule: messenger RNA, 2988 nt
Organism: Cygnus atratus (black swan)
Lineage: Eukaryota; Metazoa; Chordata; Aves; Anseriformes; Anatidae
Gene: DAPK3
Product: death associated protein kinase 3
Exons: 8
Coding region: 115-1563 (482 amino acids)
Biological process (GO): protein phosphorylation; intracellular signal transduction; positive regulation of apoptotic process
Cellular component (GO): nucleus; cytoplasm
Molecular function (GO): ATP binding; protein serine/threonine kinase activity
Source: RefSeq, a predicted model, not a curated record
GCCAAUGGGAGGCGCGGGGGGGCGGGGCCUGCGCUGUGCUGGAAUGCGGCGGCGGCGGCGGCCCAGGUGCUGAGCGGAGGCUCCCCCCGCCGGGGAAGCGGCGGCCCCGCGGCCAUGUCCACCUUCCGGCAGGAGAGCGUGGAGGAGUUCUACGAGAUGGGCGGAGAGCUCGGCAGCGGCCAGUUUGCCAUCGUGCGGAAGUGUCGGGAGAGGAAAACGGGCCUGGAGUACGCGGCCAAAUUCAUCAAGAAGCGGCGGCUCUCAUCCAGCCGGCGCGGCGUGAGCCGGGAGGAGAUCGAGAGGGAGGUGGACAUCCUGCGGGAGAUCCAGCACCCCAACAUCAUCACGCUGCACGACAUCUUUGAGAACAAAACGGACGUGGUGCUGAUCCUGGAGCUGGUCUCGGGGGGCGAGCUCUUUGACUUCCUGGCCGAGAAGGAGUCCCUGACGGAGGAGGAGGCCACCCAGUUCCUCAAGCAGAUCCUGGACGGGGUGCACUACCUGCACUCCAAGCGCAUCGCCCAUUUUGACUUGAAGGUGAGGCCUGGCACGCGUGAGUACCUCGUGUCCGGCAUUGGGGGGUGGGUGGUAAAUGUCGCACCUCUCCCUCUGCAGCCGGAGAACAUCAUGCUGCUGGACAAGAACGUGCCAAACCCUCGCAUCAAACUCAUCGACUUCGGGAUCGCCCACAAGAUCGAAGCUGGGAACGAGUUCAAGAACAUCUUUGGGACCCCAGAGUUUGUGGCUCCGGAAAUUGUGAACUACGAACCCCUGGGGCUGGAGGCGGACAUGUGGAGCAUUGGUGUCAUCACGUACAUCCUGUUGAGCGGGGCCUCUCCCUUCCUGGGGGAGACGAAGCAAGAGACCUUGACCAACAUAUCGGCUGUGAACUACGACUUCGACGAGGAGUAUUUCAGCAACACCAGCGAGCUGGCCAAGGACUUCAUCCGACGCCUGCUUGUCAAGGACCCCAAGAAGCGGAUGACGAUAGCUCAAAGCCUGGAGCACCCAUGGAUUAAGGUGAUCAAGAGGAGGAACGUCCGCAAUGAGGACAACGGCAAGAAGCCCGAGCGCCGCCGGCUGAAGACGACGCGCCUGAAGGAGUACACCAUCAAAUCGCACUCCAGCAUGCCGCCCAACAACACGUACAUCAACUUCGAGCGCUUCUCCAAGGUCAUGGAGGAGGUGGCUGCGGCCGAGGAGAGCCUCCGAGAGCUGGAGAGGAACAAGAAGUCCUUCCAGGAGGACAUCGAGGCUCUGCUGUCCAUCUACGAGGAGAAGGAGUCGUGGUACAAGGAGGAGAACGAGAGCAUCAGCCAGGACCUCCGCCAGAUCCGGCAGGAGCUGCAGAAGACGGAGGCGCUGAAGAAGCAGACACAAGAGGAGACCAAGAGCGUGCUGCAGGCGGCCAACGGCCUCAAGAGGCGCUACCGAAAGCUGGAGAACCACUACGAGGCGCUGGCCAAGCAGGUGGCCUCGGAGAUGAAGUUCGUGCAGGAGCUGGUGUGGUCCAUCGAGCGCGAGAAGCUGCAGAGCGGCGAGGGGGACGGCAGCAUCCGCUAGCCCGCCCCGGUGCUGGUGGGUCGAGGGGAGCCCCCGGGGCCCGCAGGGAGGGCCGCUGCCCCCCGCAGCCGAGCUUUGCUUGUUUGCCCGGAGCAGUAGCAGAUUGCAGCAGCUUUUAGUGUAGGAGCGAGGCUCCUGGGGGAGCACGGGUCCGGUGAGCGGCGCUGCCUCUCAGCCUCACUGCCCCCGGGGGGGUUGGCAUCCAUCCGUCGUCCCCACGCAGGAGGCGGCGCUGAAGGAACCUCGGUGGUUCUGCCCCUUGCUCGCCAAAGGGGCCGAUCCAGCAAGAGGCCUUCAGUAGCUGUCCCUGAUGUCUCUCAGCUUCAAUUUUUUCCCCCCUUUUUACCACCAUCUGCCCAGACCCGGGUCUGUUCCUGCUCGGACGUCAGGCGGCAAUGGGGGACUUGUGGGACCAUAGCAAAGGGAUCCCGAGCGGGCUCUGACUGCUGGGCUCAGGGGUGGCAUGCGGGCAGCUUGCACGUCCCGGGAGACCUCUGCCCCGGGGGGGCUCGAGGCUCCCGGCUUGUACUCGCCUGGCUUUUGGCUUUCUGUGUGCGGCUCUCGCUUCGCUCGCCGUCUGCAUGCUCCCCAUGCUUGAGCUGGGUGCUCCCCCGGCUGCGUUGCCACUGGAGCUGGGGACCACUCCUCUCCUCCGCACCCCUGGGAUGCCCUGGGGUCCAGCCUGUGUCUUCUCGGAGCCCCAAGCCCUCGGGGCUCCUUCUCUCCGUGCCUCCAGAGGCUGCUGUUGCCUCUUUGCUUCGCUUUCCUGGGUGCUGGGCACCAGAUCGGCCCGUGGAGGUGGCGAGCUCCUCACGGGGCCUUUGGCCACGGGGCUGUGCUCCCCUCCGGCACCGAGCUCGUCCUUGUCCCCGUCCUCCCCUCGGUCCCUCGGGAGCUGUGGCAUUGUCCCCUGGCUCGUGGGGUCUUUUUGGGGUGGCGUCAGAGCUCUCUCAGCAGCUCGUCCUUCGCAACUCCCAUCCACUGGUGCUUGCUCUUCCUCCCUGGGGUCUCUGGCUCUGUCCUCAGCGCUCAGAGGCUCGUGCUUUGUCCAAGUGCGGGGGGAAUUGGCCGACCUCUGCUUGGGUCGGUUGCUUCCCCCCUUUCUUGUGCCUUUUCCCAAGACCUCUGUGGCCUGGGCUGGCCUGCGCGGGCCCCCGAGUUGCCAGGAAGGUUCCUGGCUCCACGUGGCCUUCUCGCGUGUUCCUUUGCUCCCGGCAGCGUCUGGUGUGACCCUCACCCCGGGGCUGCAGUGCUGGGAGGGAAAAACAUCAGAAAAGUGGCUUCUCCCAGAUUUUGUUCCCAUUCAUCACUGCUCCUCGGUGGGAGGCAGGACCUGGGCUGCUUGCAGCUCACUCGGCUUUUGAAUCCGGACACAGGACAGCACCCUCCGUCCCCUUUUAACAAAAUAAAGAUUUCUGUACCCUG